Ceraceosorus bombacis is the source of this 3708-nucleotide messenger RNA. NCBI's taxonomy places the organism in Eukaryota, Fungi, Basidiomycota, Exobasidiomycetes, Ceraceosorales, Ceraceosoraceae. The record is from the annotation of a GenBank genome assembly.
AUGAUUGACCACCUGCUCGGCAGACCGUCUACCAGGUUGAAGAGGUUGCAGGUGCUGCUCGUCAUUGCCUUUUGGUCCUGGGUACUCAAAGCUGGUGGACGAGAUGGACCAAAGCGGGUACCAGGAACCACGUGUUUGUCCAAAUGGGGACGUGAGUGUACGAUGCAAGCUGAUAUGGAGCUGUCAGGUGCUGGCGUGGAGGAGUGGAGCAUCAGAUCUCGCGAGCCACAUGUGGAUCAGAUGUACAUAGAACGCGGGUGUCUGUGAACCAGCAGAUUUCUGAAAAGCAUCCUCUACUCCAUUUGCAGGGCGCUGGUCACCCUGGCAGAUUAUUGUAGCGACCCUAACGUCGGUGUACGCCAUUCGACAUCUCGAUGCUCUCUUUGGCUUCGGCGCCCCAGAGCCACUAGCUAGGAUGGUGAGUUCCAGUGGUCGCAAGGGAUGCAAUCUGGCGGAGGCGCUGAAGCUUCAUGCAUCAUUUGCUAGUACUCUCGCUCCUUUUACCGGGUCACAUGGAUCGUCACGGCACUAGGUGAAUAUGAGAAUGAGUAAGGCACAGCGAUUUUUGAACACUGACGACCGUACUCAUCACGUCAGACGCUGGUUUUGCGACCGCCAUGACCAUCAAGCCUGUGUGGCUGAGAGUGAGCAACGAGUCUCGGACAUGGAAGCUGCUGCAACGGGCUCGUAAGCUGACGGGUGCUUCGAGCCAUAUCAGGAUAUCGCGAGCAUUCUUUUCUCUCUGUACUACAUUGUGUAUGCCAACGAAGCCGACGAGAAGCUGAGGAAGUUCAGAGCUUUCUGUACCAUCGAGAUGAUGCGCGCCACCUGGCACAAAGUGAGUGGACCCGCCAUGAAAGCGCGACCAAGUGCUUAUUCCGCUGACAUGGACAUGGAGUCCUCUUCACCUUGUCCAGACUACCAAUCCAUACAUCCGAGCCUUCACGGUCGUCCAUCGACCAAGCCUGGGCAUCGCGAGACCACUAUUGUUACCCAGACCUGCCCUUGGCGCGCAUGCAAAGAGGCCCACUCGUGCGUGGCUCUUUUACGCCGGAACAGAGAAGGAGUUGCGCGAAGAGGAAGAGGUGAGCGCAUAGACAAUCAGAUCUACACAACGUGCGGAAUUUGAAGCUGAUCGGCCUUUCCAUAGCUCUUGCUCGACUUUCCCGGUGGCGGAUUUGUGUGCAUGGACCCGCGCCAUCACGAGGAGCGAUUGCGACAAAUGGCCAAAGAAGGCCAGCGGCCCGUUCUGUCGGUAGAUUAUUGCAAAGCGCCAGAAUUUCCAUUUCCCGUGAGUGGUGUCUCGGUGCCUUGGACGUGACAUCGAGCUCAUCAUCUGCCCUUGAUCCUGGAAACAGUACGCUCUAGAGGAAUGCUAUGACCUCUACCGCACGCUGCACGAGUCAGGCGGUAGUGUGAUCGGCAUGUCGGGCGCCUCCCAAUUCCGAAUCGUGUUGACUGGUGAUUCUGCUGGUGCUAAUUUGGCGGUGGCCACCCUAUUCAAGGUGCUUGAGUACCCGCAGCCCCACAUUCAGAGCGCUUUCGCAACCAAAGCGGCAGGCGGUCCAGGGAGCAAGCCUCCUGCCCUGCCGAAACCUCUGGCGAUGGUACUUGCAUAUCCCAGUCUCAACUUUGGCUUUUCCAGCUGGAUGAAAGUGAGUGUUGGAUCUCGUCACCUCCGCUACAAAGUCUCUGUCAUUGUUGACACUCAGUCGCGGCACAGCCCGACCACAUUAGGGUGCUCCGCCAGCAGAGUGAGGUCAACCUCGAGUCUUUAGCAGGCGACUCUGUCCACGCUGUGAAGAGUAAGGGGUCGCCACUCAAUCCAGCACGAUCUCGAUCACGCUCACGACGAGGUAGCCAAAGCUCAACCUCGGUGCGACGGCCUUCUUCAAACAUGCAUCUCGAUGAAGCCAAGGGUCGUCACGAGAACGCUAGCUCGCGCAAGGGCGGCAAAGGCAAGGAAAAGCCCUCUGUGCCCUCAAGAUAUGAGUCUCUAGCUUCUCAGGCAGAGCUGCAUCUAGCAGAGCGGGCCUCGUUCACCGCGGCUGAACCGCAAAGUGACGAUGGCGAUAUGUCGCCCCACCAGCCUGGCGGAACGGUCUCUGGCGACUGGGACAAAGAUUUGUGGAUGCGACGGCACCCGAGCGAUCUCGAAGCUGACGCAGCAGCGGAGGCGGAAAGAGCUGCGAUCGUUGCAGCCGAAGAGCAGCAGCGAAUUCUAGAAGCUGCUGCCUCCAAAGCUGAUCAAGAGAUGAGCGACCGACAAAAGACGUCGAGGGUGAAUACUCGCCUGACAAUGAGUUCCAUGGCAGGCUACUUUCAAGAUCGUAUCUUGACGCAGUCGAUGAUGAGAGCAAUGGCCAUUCUUUACGUUGGCCCGAGGCGCCAGCCAGACUUUGAUCACGACUAUUUCUUGUCCCCAAUCGUCGCCCCGGCACGACUUCUUGCGGAGUUCCCGCCCUGUCUCUUCGUGUGCGGAGAAAAGGACCCGAUCUGUGAGUCGCUCAAUUUGAGCCACAUGUGCGGGGCCAUCUGCUGAUUCUCAGCUAACUCACUCUCCUGUCAGGCGACGACACUGUUGUGAUGGCUGGUCGCAUCAGAGAGGCCAAGCUGGCGAAGCAAGCGGAACUGAAGCGUCGCAGAGCUGGCGCUUCUGCAAGAUUCGGAGAACAGCUUCGCAUGUCGCUUGGCGGGUCUCCUCACGUGCAGCAUGAUCCUAUUGAAGACGAGACCGUAGAGGAUUGGGUUCAGAUGCGCAUCAUCGAGGGCUAUUCACAUGGUUUCUUGCAGGUAAGCACAGGUCCGCUUGUCGCCUCGACGUGAUCUGGCUACAAAUUGCUCAGCCCAUGUUCUGGACUGUCUCGUCUCCAGAUGUCGAGCUUACUUCCGGAGGCGAAACAGAUAAUCACCUUCAUUGGCCUGUGGAUCACUGAAAGCUUCGACGACCGCAAUGACGAGCUCGACGCGAUAGUUGCGAAGCAGCAAGUGUCCGCAACCCAGAGUGCUCAUGGAGAGCACGGGCUGCAAGCGGUGUCCAGCGCUGCGAAAAACAUUCCUUUGCAGCUGUCAGCAUCUGCCGUUCGGGGUGAUGACGAUGAUGACGACGAGCCUCUUAGCUUCACCCCUCGCUCAAUGCGAUCGCCUACUACGAGCACUGCCGAACUGCCUCCCACGAGCCCUUCGCAGACAUCUGCACCAACCCUUGUCGCCAGAGGACAGCCUUCACCCAGCGCCUCGGCCGCGAGCGAAAAGCUCCGACCACCCGCUGUCGCUGCGCUUGCUCGCAAUCAUCGACCAUUGUCGUUUAGCGGCACCAACACGGCGGACAGGCCCAAGCAAGUAUCGGACCUGGCGGCUGCCGAAGCGGAUGAAGCCGACUCUCCAGCCAGCCGCAGGCGACUGUCGGAUUCCAGCAGCUCCCUGGUCGCUUCCCGCAGAGCGGCACGCGAAGCCGCAGGUACGGCUUUGGGGUCACGAAGGUACAGCAAAGAGCCGAAUGGUGCAGGAAAUGGUCCUUCUAGCGCGCUGUUGGAUGAGAAGUACCAAGCUAUGCUUGUCAAAGAGAGCAGCUUGUUGCAGCGUCGACGCGAGGAUGCCUUGGCCAGCAUGACUCAAGGUGACGCUGCAGUCGAGAACUCGGCGGUCAUCUCGAGCGACGAGGAGUCGGAGGAAGACGAACAAGAAGCAUCAAGGGGCAGGACUUAG